AUGGUUCUUGAACUGCAUAUUUGGGGUCCAUCAUUCGGUUUACCCUCCAUUGAUGCACAAUGCUUAGCUACUAUUGCAUACGUGCAGCAAGUGAUCCCACGUGGUCAAUGGUCCCUUGUUGCUAGUAGUGAUCCAACCCUAAGUCCCACGAAUGAAUUACCUGCUUUGAAAGAUAGCAGGAAUGGGGUCAUUCAUUGGGUGGGUGGAUACAGAAGCAUCAUCGAUUUUCUCACACAAUAUUCAUCUGGGAAAUGGAAUCUAGAUGCGGGCUUACGAGGACAAGAAGGGGCUGAUUGUACAGCAUAUUCUGCUUUUAUCCAAAUGCAUGGACAGCCGUUACUAGAUCUCUCACUCUAUGUUUCUUCGAAGAAUUAUUCCGAAACCACUCGUCCGAUUUUCAAUACGAUACAGUCUUUUCCCUUGCCAUAUCUUACACCGCCUCAUCUCCGAACGGAAGCUAAAAAAAGAACAGAAUAUCUAGGUCUAGAUGCUCUGGAUAUAGAUACAGAGGAUGAUAAAUCACGAGACCAACCAAGUAUCAUACCCGAAUCUCUCAGGAGGGGCAAACAAUCCGUCUCAAGUUUACUAAAAGCUUCUCCUGAAACUAAUGCGCAAAUCCGGCUCGAUGCAUUAGCGAGCGACUUUUUCUCUGCAAUCAGAGAAUUAAAAGGAAAUAAAAAAUAUCUUGUUUCACAUGAGAAAUUGUCGAGUCUAGAUUGUCUAGCACUAGGUUUUAUGUCUCUGAUGCUGUAUCCGCAGUUACCACAACCAUGGCUGCAAAAGACGAUGAGGAAAAAGUUUCCAGAUUUGGUUGAAUGGGUUGAAGAGCUGAAAGAUGAGGCGUGGAAUGGUGUGGUUGGGUUGGAAGAUGCGCUGCUUACCAAAUCUGGCAAUAGCGGGAAUGCAAAUGCAGUGCAACAGAAGAAAGGGAGUUUACCUUGGCAAGCGCCUGAAGCUCGUGGUAUACUAAAUAUCGGAGGCGUAUUUUUGGCGAGUCUAGCAGAUUCGUUACCGAUUGUGGGACAACAGAGGAAAGAUAAUCGUAUGAGACGGUAUGGUGGCGAAAAGGAAAAGGACACUGAUACGGGUAGCAUCUGGAAAUAUGUUAUCACAGCGGGAAGUUUAGUUGCGGCUGUCGGAUUGGUGGCGGGCUAUGCAUUACAUGAAGGGUUAAUACAGAUGCCUGAUAGUUGGCCAGAGAAGAAAGACGAUGAGAUGGAGAAAACUCAAAGUGUAAAUGAUCUUGGAGAGGCGGGUCAGGCACUUUUUGCCUUUGCGGAUCAUAUGGACGAGAGUGUACAGAGACAAAGAGAGUUGGAGAGAAAUGAUAAGCCGAUAGUGGAGGUUGAUGUUGAUGUGGGACAAAAUGGGGUUGUGAGGUAG
Messenger RNA from Botrytis fragariae, 1383 nucleotides. RefSeq names its product putative mitochondrial import receptor subunit protein. Gene Ontology annotation, cellular component: SAM complex. The transcript is spliced from 3 exons. The record is from RefSeq and is a predicted model, not a curated record. Lineage: Eukaryota; Fungi; Ascomycota; Leotiomycetes; Helotiales; Sclerotiniaceae. Bases 1 to 1383 code for a protein of 460 amino acids. Gene Ontology annotation, biological process: mitochondrion organization.